GUGUUUUAAUGAUAACGGUAUAGAAUGCUUUAUUUUUUCAUGUGGUAUUUUUUAAAAUGGCUGCUAAAAUGUUCAUUUGAAAGCCCUGCCCUUGCACACCCUCCCCAGAAGCCUUUAAAAUGUCUGAUUAGAAACAUUUAGUCAUAUUUAUAUACAAAAUUUCUAAAAUAUGCAAAACCACGGUGAAGAAGGUGCACUCUUUAACCAUUCAAGUAUCCAUUGUGAAUAUAGGUACACUGAGGAUGCCCCUCCAGUCUUUUUCCAUGCAGAGACGAAUGCAUGAAUUUUUCUAAAGUGGAUUCUUUUUGGUAACUGUUUUUCUUUUCCUGGCUACGUAGCAUGCCAUUAUUUGGCUGCAGUAAUUUAUUUAGUCGGUUUUUUUAUUCUCAGUUUUUCACUACUUAAACACAUUGUUGGUGAAUUGUAAAACCUGCACGUCCGUGAUUACUUCCUUAGUGUACAUUCCUAGAUGAUAGAAUUGUUGGGUUUUUUAAUGUGAAUUUCCCUCUGGAAAGGAUGUGCUAUUUUGCACUCCCACCAACAAUCUGUGAGUGUCCUUUUCCCCACCCUAGCAAAAGGCAACAUUUAAAGGAUUUCUAUAAGAACACUUUGGGGCCACUUAUAUUCUUCUCCAACCAAGUACAGGUAUCCUUCUCUGGCUAUCACCUCUUUUUUUUUUCCUUCUUAUUUGUUGAUGGCAAUUUGGUUUCUCAUCUUCUAUUUCACCUUUACCAGUUUAGUAAAGAAGGGUUAUCUAAGUGGGGCAAAGGCAUUAUAAAGUGAACAGAUUUGAAGUCAGGGCUUCCUUGAAUUCCAGUAUAUCUGAUUACCUUGAACAUGUCACUUACCUUUUCUAAGGGACUAUUUCCUCAACUCUGAAUUAGAGAUUAUAGUGCCUUUGCCUUACCUUUCUUACAGGGUGAUUUUAAGGGUCAAAUGAGACAUUUAUGGAGAGUAUAUUUAAACAUACUUUGUCUCAUUGCUAAUUAUUGCCAUCUUGUAAAAAUUUCAGAGCACAUAAGCAUCUUGAUUUUUUAAUGUAAAUUUCUGAAUUCAGAAAGCUGUUCUGGGCUUCCCUGGUGGCGCAGUGGUUGAGAGUCCGCCUGCCGAUGCAGGGGACACGGGUUCGUGCCCCGGUCCGGGAAGAUCCCACGUGCCGCGGAGCGGCUGGGCCCGUGAGCCAUGGCCGCUGAGCCUGCGCGUCCGGAGCCUGUGCUCCGCAACGGGAGAGGCCACAACAGUGAGAGUCCCGCGUACCACACACACAAAAAAAGCUGUUCUGUGAUACCCUUUGCCCCCACUCACCCCUUAAAUUUGAAGUAUUAUAAUGCUGCCCUAGAUUAUAUUGAAAAUGAUAUCAGAGUUAUGAAAUUAGGUGAAUGAAUGAAUCCACACAUGUUGAAGGAGAAAAUAUUUAAAGGCACUGUAUAUAAAGCUGAGGGGGACAGAUAAAAAGCUAAAUAAAACACAAUCCUUGGGAUCAUGAUAAAUAAAACAUAGUCUUUGUGCCCUACAGGCUACAGAAUAUCCAGGCAGCUAGGGAGCAUAAAAGCUGCUUUCCAAAUUUAGAUGGCAAUUUUAGAUGUGUUGCAGGAUGUCAACUAUUCUCAAGUGUGCUAAAGUCCAAUUCUGCUGACCGAGCAUCUACGCAAAUGACCAGGCAGUCUCUUCAGAGUCAUCUUUAUGAAGGUUGGUUAACUUUUAUGAGGAUUGGUCUCUUCACCUGUGAAAUGGAGUAGUUUUAUAGUCCUGGGGCCAGCAGAAUCCGCAUCACCUGGGAACUUGCUAGAAGUGGGGCCACCCCAGAAGAGAACCCAGCAUUGUGUGUUGUAACCAGCCUUUCAGUGUAAAAAGUGGAUAGUGGCUCACAUGUCAAAGGAUGGCACGGUCACGCUCUAGAUCCCCCAGGUGGAGGCACAGGUCUUUAUCACCAGUACCUAGAAAUUCUGAACACUACAAGCAAAGACCUGAGCAUUAUGGCUAUGAAUAUAGGAAGGAUCCAAAAAGAUCUGUCACUUGGAGAAUGGACAAUGAGAAACAUGGACAGAGUAAACCAAGGAUUCCUUCUCGUGAAACUCUACAUUACCGAUCUUAUGAACAUAGAUCAUCUUCCCCAAACAUAAGAAGAAACGCUUUAGAAAAUUUUUAUACUUACAAGCCUCCCCAAGUAUAUUUACCAGGAAGAGGGGAUGAUAGUAACAGAAGAUCUCAGUAUAUGCCCAAAUACUCAGAAGGUGUACUCUACAAGGAGCACCAGAGGAAUUGUUAUCCCCAGAAAGUGCAAGGAAGGUAUUUUCCUGAUGACCACAGAGUUAGAGGAAGUGGAAAAGGAGGGAAACCACCUCUGAGGUCAAUAGCAGAUUCUUUUAGAUUCGAAGGACAGUGGCAUGAAGAUGAAUUGAGGCACCAGAGGAUACAAGACGAAAAAUAUUCUCAGUCACUUAGAAGAGGCUCUGAAGAUUUUGAGAAAAGGAGCUCUUUUCAGACGAGGUAUCCUGAGGAUCGUGAUUUCAGAAAAUAUGGACACACAUCAAAAAGACCUCAAGACGUGGAGAGGUAUGAAAACAGAGAGCCUCCCAGGAGCCCGCAGUGGAAGUCCAGGCAUUUUCUCCCUUCUUACCAAGAGAAGAAAGAUCAGUGGAACCUUGGACCCCAAACUCUUCGAUAUGCUCCGAGGGAAUUCCCAGAGACCAGUUCAGCAGCCAAGGUAUCCUGUGACUAUCGCCACAAACAUCGUAAGACCUCAGAUGGGGACCAGGACUUUUAUGAUGGAAGAACUCAGAAGUACUCUAAGGAGGAAGAUAGAAAAUUCGGUUCUCAAAAAGGCCCUGUAAAUAGAGAGUCCGAUUGCUUUAAUGCUGGAAGAGGGAGAGAGACUGAAGGUGGGCAAGUCAAAGAGCCUUUUAAGCCAUCUAAGAAAGACUGCACUACCUGCACUCAUUCAGAUAAAAGCGACGUUGGUUUGAGACCCUGUAAUGACAAACGGAAGGACAAAAUAAAGAAAGAAGGGGCUGGCAGAAAAGAGAGCAACUCUUCCCAUAACCGACUUGAUAAGAGUAAAAAACUUUCUGACUCGAAACCUUCAUCUUCCGUUCUUCGGAAGAAAUCACUUACAGUUAAAGUAGAUGUGAAGAAAACAUCCAGGGUUGCUUCUAGCUAUUCCACAGAGAGACAGAUGUCACAUGAUUUGGUUGCUGUUGGCAGGAAAAGUGAAAACUUUCAUCCAGUGUUUGAACAUCUUGACUCAACUCAGAAUACUGAAAACAAACCUACAGGAGAAUUUGCUCAGGAAAUCAUAACUAUAAUCCAUCAAGUUAAAGCAGAUUAUUUUCCAUCACUUGGAAUUACUCUACAUGAGCGUUUCUCAAAAAUGCAAGUUACACAAGCUGCAGAUGUAAAUGAAUUUAAAUUGAACUCAGAUCCAGAAAUUCACAGGAGAAUAGAUAUGUCUUUCGCCGAGCUUCAGAGUAAACAAACUAUGGUAUAUGAUUCAGAACAGACUCUGGUCAAAAUAAUAGAUCCAAAUGACCUACGACAUGACAUUGAAAGAAGGAGAAAAGAACGGUUACAGAAUGAAGAUGAGCACAUUUUUCACAUAGCUAGUGCUGCAGAGAGGAGUGAUCAGCAUUCCAGUUUUACAAGGUUGAAGAAUACUCAUGUUGAUGGAUUCCAAAAAUCUACAUGUUUGGUAAAAUCAAAUUUUAGAAAAUUUAUUCAGAAACCUUACUUGAAUUAUCAUACUAUGCAGAGAAAAGACGUCAUUACUCACAAACCAUUUGGAAUUGAGGGAAACCAUCAAAAUACAAGAGGCUUUAGAAGAACUUUUAAGACCAACUUUAGAGGUGGCACAUUUCAGCCCCAGUAUAAAUCAGGCCUACUACAGAAGAGCUUGUGCAUUCAGGCUAAAUAUCAGCGUUUACGGUUUGCUGGUCCAAGCGGAUUUAUCACUAAUAAAUUCAGAGAAAGAUUACUGAGGAAAAAAAAGGAAUAUACAAACAUUGCCCCAGCAAUCUAAUCUGGAAUUGUUACAAGUGGAAAUGACACUACAGGAUGAUAUUUGGGAGCAUCUUUUUGUCAAGAGUUAGAAUUGGCACUAAAGCACUAAUACUGUAACUAUCUUGAUAAAAUAACUUUAUUUUUCCGUAGUGGAAUGCUGCAACUUUUUUACCCUUAACAAUUGCUUUUAAAUUACAGUAUUCAAUUUAAAAGUUGUAUUAACUACAGCUUCUUUUGCAAAAAGUCUCAAAAGGGCAUUAUUUGUUGAUGCAUUUUUCUCUGAGCAUGGUUUCAUAGAGAACUGAGUUAUAUCCAGACGUUUCUAUGUUGAAAGUUUUGCUUAUGUAAUAAAAACAAAAACAAAAGUACCUGAAUUGUAUAGUGUCUGUACAUGAAAGAACUUUAAACAGUGGCCUUACGUAGCAAUUUUUAUACCAGAUUUUUCUUUUUCUGAUGACAUUUUGGCUUACAACUUGAAGUUUUCUUAAGCUUCUGAAGAUCAAGGUCUAUAUAAUUCAUACAUUUCAUAUUAUGACAUAAGAAGACAUGAGAAAAGGUGCUUCAAAUUUUCCAUCAGGUAGUUAUGAGUGUACUGAAUUUUGAGUAAUUGGUUCGUUCAGUUUUUUUCCACAACUAUUUGCUCUUUUCCAACUUCAAAAUGCUAUUGUGGAAAAUACAUAAAGAUUUUAUAAUCUGUAUUCCAUCUUACUUUCCCUCAGGGUAAGCUCAUGCAUAUCAUAUUUUUAAAGGCUUUUAAAAAAACUGACAGACAAAAUCUCAUAUUCAGAAAUUGUACUUUACUACUACAGCAUUACACAUUUUGCAAGCACAUAUUAUAAAGUGUUUAUUUUCAGUUCAGUUGUAUUGAGUACCUACUAUGUGUAAGAUAACAUUGGUAGGAUUUUAAAUGAUAUUUUAGGUCUCAAUACCUUAUUUCUUUAUGUUUUCUGUGUUCUGCUUAAUAGUACAUAUACAUUCCCAAUUAAACUUUUGUGAAAUGUUUAAUUGUAAUUAAAUAAAAUACUGUUGCUCCUUCUG
Orcinus orca (killer whale) is the source of this 5034-nucleotide messenger RNA. It is a transcript of the gene BCLAF3, whose product is annotated as BCLAF1 and THRAP3 family member 3. Gene Ontology annotation, biological process: positive regulation of transcription by RNA polymerase II. Gene Ontology annotation, cellular component: mediator complex. The record is from RefSeq and is a predicted model, not a curated record. Bases 1880 to 4015 code for a protein of 711 amino acids. Lineage: Eukaryota; Metazoa; Chordata; Mammalia; Artiodactyla; Delphinidae. Gene Ontology annotation, molecular function: transcription coregulator activity; DNA binding. The transcript is spliced from 14 exons.